UUCUGGCGGAAUACUAUUGGUAAUGGGCUUGGUCCUGUUUCUGGGAGUAAUCCUCAAUCGAUCUACGAGCGGAGCACCCGUUCUUGAUGAGCUGGACUCACCGUCAGUCAUCAAGGAAUUUGGCGGACUGGCGGAAUUUUUUUCCCAGCGGAGAAAGCCCCCUAGACAGAUGCCACUGUCCAAAAACAUGACACGUGAGCAACGUAUUGAAUGGAACAAGAAUUGCGAGCUCUAUGGAACACCGUGCGAAAUGGCUGAGCAAUGCUGCACGAGAAUAUGCCUGGUGGCUACCAGGGAGUGCGGUGCCCCAGCUGUCCCAAUUAAACCUUGGUAGCUCCUUUAGCUCCGUCAUAUACAUAUAUGUAUAGCCGAAAGGUAUAGCCUUUCGGAUAUGAAAACAUGGAUGCGUUGACUUAUGGCUUAAAUAAACAAAUAACAAAAACAGCUGCAGUAAGAAAACACAA
Molecule: messenger RNA, 464 nt
Organism: Drosophila persimilis
Lineage: Eukaryota; Metazoa; Arthropoda; Insecta; Diptera; Drosophilidae
Exons: 2
Coding region: 23-334 (103 amino acids)
Source: RefSeq, a predicted model, not a curated record